Manduca sexta (tobacco hornworm) is the source of this 675-nucleotide messenger RNA. Its product is annotated as serine/arginine repetitive matrix protein 1-like. Lineage: Eukaryota; Metazoa; Arthropoda; Insecta; Lepidoptera; Sphingidae. Bases 1 to 675 code for a protein of 224 amino acids. The transcript is spliced from 2 exons. The record is from RefSeq and is a predicted model, not a curated record.
AUGAAGGCCAUGAAGGAGGAGAAUGCCACCCUAAAACGACGCCUCGAAGACCUGGAGGCGUCCGCAAAUAAGUCAUCGACGGAGGAGAUGCUGGCGAUGGUGGGGAAGCGAGGGUCCAAGCCAGCCCACGAAGAAGAACCGCCACCGGGGACACACAACUCCCGUGACGAGCGGAUACGUAGGAGGGGCGCCGAACCCAAAACCGGCCAAAGGCAAGGGAAAAGGAAGAAGGGAGCAGCCCAGCCCGCUCCCGCUCCCGCCCCCCCCUCCCUGCUCCAGUCGCUGGGCCCUCCAGUGCGCCGCCACAACCCGUCGCGGGUCCCUCCACGGCCCCGGCGACUACGACGGGCAUCGACGGCAAGACCCAGGACCGAGGAGAGAGACGCCGAAACAAAAGCCCCAAAAGGGCAAGAAGAACGGACCUCCAGCCCAGCCCGCUCCAGAGCCCGCGUGCUGCCGCCAGCCCCGGCUAACGUGGACACGCCGUGGGUCGAGGUGGUCAGAAGAAGAAGCCGGCAGCAGCGCCAACAAACAACGCAGCCACCGCCGAAACCGACGCGCCGGAAGGAGCCAAAACUGCGGCCGCCACGUUCUGCGGCCGUAGUCAUCUCUCACACCAGCAGCAAUUGCGAAGGGCCUGAACACAAGAGCGUCCUGACGGGACGCCCAAAAUAG